Molecule: messenger RNA, 1659 nt
Organism: Pocillopora damicornis (cauliflower coral)
Lineage: Eukaryota; Metazoa; Cnidaria; Anthozoa; Scleractinia; Pocilloporidae
Molecular function (GO): protein dimerization activity
Source: RefSeq, a predicted model, not a curated record
AUGGAGAAGUCCCCACUUACCUGCAUAAAGAUCAAAGCACCUUAUGAGAUGAACGUUCCUCAGACUAAUCAAGACAGCAGCCUUCAAAUAACGAGGGACCUGGAUACCCGUUUAACAUCUGCAGAGGAGAGAGACCUCCAGACAACUGUCAGUAUAGUAUCGGAAUGCAGGGAUAAUCCAGAAAGUGAGCCUUCUUUAGACUGCAAUGUUACCGAAAGUGUUGAAAUUAUAGCAACACCAACCACGACGGGUAAACGCGGAGAAGAUAAAGAAAAGAAAAAGAUCAGAGACAGACGAUAUGAUGCUGAGCUCAAGAAAGCGUUUCAUCAUCUGAGACAAGUAGUGCCGUGUGUUCAGCGGAAUUCCACUCGAGGGCAGAUUUUACAAGAAACCAUCAAGUACAUCGGAAUCCUUGAGAAGAAAGUUACAGAUGCAGGGCUGUGGUCAACUUUGCAGUCACUAGAAGCUCAACGGAAUGCUCAAUUACAAGGCUUUCCUGAAGAAACCUCAACAGUUGGAGAAGAACAAGGAAUCACGAUAGACAAUUUGCUGUCGCCCGUGAGCCACGCUGUUCCUGAUAUUUGUAACAACUUGGUUUUAAGGGCUCUAACAGAGGAAGAAAGUUGUGAAAAUUCCCAAGAAGAAACAGCAACGGUGCUGACCUCACCUUUAAUUUUAAUCUCACCGAUUUCGUUACCGACAGAAGAGCGUUUAUGCUCCUUUGUUAGUCCUGAAGAAGCUGUAUCCGUUGAUUCUGUGGAUACCUACGAAGAGGAUAUAACAGUGGCGGGGUUACCCCUGUCGGUUCCAUUACAACAUAUCCAAUUUUUGACAGUGGAUCAAAGCGACGAGACUUCUGUAUUAGCCCCUCAGUUACCAGAGCAGCCCUCAUCCCAAGAGCUUCGUACUAGAUUGAUUCCUGUGGUAGAAGUCCCUGCCUUCACUAAUGACAGUGUCUUCUCAGGGAAGUCUCACGAGGUGCAGAAGUCCCCGCAGCAAGACUCGUUCCUGAGUGCCGUGACAACAAUAAGCCAGGAAAGUUUGAGUGAUCUUGGUGUCACCCUAUCACCGCUUCUUUCUCCUCUGGGAAUUUUAUUCUCUCCUGAAGGGGAUCGUCGGCAGGACCCUACCAAUGCUGUUGUGGUGGAGAGUACGGAAGACACCGAGGCGAUUUCGAGCUCAAGUACAGAUCCUGCUUCCAACGACGUAAUGUCAAGCAUUUGCUCGGACAUGACUUCCAUAGCAGCUUCUGUAGAAGUUACUACAGCACAGAUGAGCAAAAGAACUCUGCAAAAUAGCAAGACAAGGAAAAGUCCCAGGUCGAGUUCGAUACAGAUUGUACCGUCCUUAUCGCCUCAGUUGGUAGAUGAAUCAAAACGUAGCAUUUCUCGAUUUAAUGACAGGCGUGUGCUGCAGGAUCAAAGUAAUUUUGACGAAGCAAAUUUACCUUUGAUUGGAAAUGGAAGGGGACGCCGGAGAAAGCUGAAAGACCGCUCUCCCGAGCUGGCCUUUGUCGAUCAUACUGACGAGAACUUCUGCUUCGCGACGGACCAAAGCUGCACACCACCCAGUAGGGUGUCAGGUGUUUUACUCACUGGCAAGAAGAAGACACCAAGUUCCCGUGGGAGAGUAGCAGCGAAGAGGGGGCGGCGUAUGUAG